AUGGCCGCAGCAGGAUCCCAGCAGCUCCAGUUCGCAGAGGGCGCCGCUUUCCCCAGCUUCCCGGCCGCGCAUCCCGGAGGGCAGCUGCUCCCAGCCGCUGGGCUGCCCCCGGCGCCCCCCGACUCCCGCGUUCCUGCGGCUACGCCGAGCUUUCCGAGCGAGGACCCCAGGCCCGCAGCGCAGACCCCCGCCGGCCUGGAUCCGCCCGGACCCUCCAAAGGCGCAGCCGCCCCGUCGGCGCCGCCGCGUCGCAAGCGCACCUCGUUCAGCUCCGAGCAGCUGCAGUUGCUGGAGCUCGUCUUCCGACAGACCAUGUACCCCGACAUCCACUUGCGGGAGCGCCUGGCUGCGCUCACGCUGCUACCCGAGUCCAGGAUCCAGGUGAUUGUCUUUUUUCCUCCGGUCCCCCAGGUGUGGUUCCAGAACAGACGGGCCAAGUCCAGGCGCCAGAGUGGCAAGUCAUUUCAGCCCUUCUCCUCAAGGCGGGAAGUGUUCCUCCAUCGCCCUGCUCCUGGGGCUGAAGCAAGGUGUCUGAAACCUCAGCUGCCUCUGGAGGCAGAUGUGAACCACGGUCUAGAUCCCAGCAUGGCCGGAGGAGGCGUCUGUCCCUCUGGUUCUCAGAGUUUUGAAACGUAUUCGUCUCUCUCGGAAGAUAUUGGCUCAAAGUUGGACUCAUGGGAGGAGCACAUCUUUUCUGCCUUAGGUAACUUCUGAGGAUUCUGGGACAGUUGAGGAUGCACUAGGAGAUCUGGGAGAUUCGAACCAGAACACUACCUUGUCUGAUCUCCUGACUGGCCACGGCCUUGGUUCUGGAUCAUCUCUCUCACUCAGGU
Molecule: messenger RNA, 833 nt
Organism: Mastomys coucha (southern multimammate mouse)
Lineage: Eukaryota; Metazoa; Chordata; Mammalia; Rodentia; Muridae
Gene: Mixl1
Product: Mix paired-like homeobox
Exons: 2
Coding region: 1-714 (237 amino acids)
Biological process (GO): regulation of transcription by RNA polymerase II; endoderm development; endoderm formation
Molecular function (GO): RNA polymerase II cis-regulatory region sequence-specific DNA binding; DNA-binding transcription activator activity, RNA polymerase II-specific
Source: RefSeq, a predicted model, not a curated record